Messenger RNA from Trichoderma aggressivum f. europaeum, 1383 nucleotides. RefSeq lists its product as uncharacterized. The coding region runs from base 1 to 1383 and encodes 460 amino acids. The transcript has a single exon. The record is from RefSeq and is a predicted model, not a curated record. Lineage: Eukaryota; Fungi; Ascomycota; Sordariomycetes; Hypocreales; Hypocreaceae.
AUGCCGCCUCCGCCUGGCUGUCCUGAAACCCUUGGGAUACCAGAGACAGGCCACGCUUCCCCCUCCUCGUAUACGCUCGUCAAGCCGCCGCCGCCCCCGUUUCCCGCCUGCUUCUCCUCCUCGCAGCAGCAGGCCAGGAACAUCGAGGUCCAGCUGCCGCCCCUGGUCGCGGGGGCUCUAGUUGCCGCGUUUGCCAAGGCCCUGGCCGAUGGCUUGAACAAUGAGCUGCUAGCCCACUACUAUUUCCCAGAUCGGAGGGUGAGGGUCAACCUGGAUCGAGUGCUGGACCGGCUCUUGUCGGUGUUUGUCAGGCAGCUGUGGGAUGAGCUGUUCCGGUUCUACACCGACUCUGAUCACGGCUCCGGAAGCCAGCAUUCUCGUCAGGUUACUCUGUUGUUCGAUGGUCCGAUCCGCCAGCUCGUGCUUAUACUCAACGGCCCCGAGACGGCCAGAUGCAUCCUCGAUAAGCUCGGCCCGGGAUUGUCGAGAAGGCCCCUGACGUGGUCGACCAACACCAAGGGAAUCGACUUCCCGCUGGCUCUGCAGCUGCUGUGUGGCUACUGGCAUCGCGAGUUUCCCGAACAGUCGCCGGGAGGAUCGCCGGAUCAGAUCGCCCGCGCGCUUCACACGCUUAUAACCACCGGGGAUGCUGCCAGAGAACUCAUCGAUGAGAUGAAAAAGGUGCUUCUGUCUCCACACUAUGUCCAGAUUCACUUUGCCGAGUCGGCCAUCUGGGAUGUUGUGCUGAGAAGACCCGGCCCUCCUCCGCCCGACGGCUUCCACAUCGUUCAGCUCAAGUUCGAAUGCCAACUGUUCAACCCGCUGGGUGGCUUUGGCGACCUAUCCAAUACCCGUCUCGCGUCUCUCCCCGUGGUGACAGGCACCGCCGCCGAGCAUGUCUGCACAACUGUAUCCGAGUACGUCGAGAAGCAGUGGCCGAGAAGCGGACCCGUCGUGUUGAGCUGUCUUCAAGAUGCGUUUACCAGCGCGGCAUCCUCCCUCCAACAAGGAGACGCAUUCUCCGGCAUGUCUCUCUGGGACGGCAGCGAUGGUAAAGGCGCGCUUUUGCCGAGCUUGAGAUUCGUCCACAUCGAGACGGAGGGCUCGUGGAUCAGGAUGAGCCUGAGCGCCAGGCUUCAUACCCUCGGCGACGUCUUCCAGCAAAUGUCCUGGCUUUGUGCGGCCUUGAGUUCCUCGCCGUUUCCGGGAGUGGUGGCGGAGAGCAUGACGGAGGUGUCGAAUUGGGUUUACUUGGAUGAGAAUGUCUACAUUGACUGUGGUUUGAACCACAUUCCUAUUCCUGGGAGCGACACUUUGCAGCACCUGCCGCGUACUGCGAUUGCGAGCGGCUUCCCUUUGCAUCGAGGAUCGGUGGAGGUGUAG